Messenger RNA from Brugia malayi, 783 nucleotides. RefSeq lists its product as uncharacterized. The transcript is spliced from 6 exons. The record is from RefSeq and is a predicted model, not a curated record. The coding region runs from base 1 to 783 and encodes 260 amino acids. NCBI's taxonomy places the organism in Eukaryota, Metazoa, Nematoda, Chromadorea, Rhabditida, Onchocercidae.
AUGCUUAACACUAGGGCAGGUCAUGGCAUAAAAUUAGAUCUAAAAUCGCUCGCUUAUAAAGCUAAGUUUAUCAUUUAUGAAACGGAAAAUUACCAAGUUCCUCCAGCAGAUCAUACUACUACUCCGUUAUUCGAGAGUGCUGGAUUGAUGGAAGUUCCCCCGAAAGAAAUAAUUUCACGAACAAAUUCUAUAUUGAUACAGAUAAAAAUAAUGCAGCCGGAAUUGUUUCCGGCUACAGCACAUAGCAAAUUCUUAUUUGAAGCUCAGUUCAGCCGCACUGACAGCCAUUGCCGAUGUAAAGGUGAAGUACAGCCAUUGGAAUUUUCAUCAGCAGGAACGUUUUCAUUCAAUUCAGUCGUGGGCUGUGGCUUUCUAGACUGCUUUUUUCAGUUUAAUCGUCCUGUAACGUUUCGAACCAGCACUAACUCAAAGUGGAACGGAGGUGGUAACGAACGAUACACCAAUGAUGAUUUGGUAUCACUUGGCAUUCGAUAUCAACAAAAAUACUGCUCAAAUCAACAUAGUUCAGUAUGUGAAUGUGGCUGUUUGGAACUGAAGGCAAAGAAAGGUUUGUGGAAGCAGCUCACAUCACCCGACUAUCCCAAUCAUUACUGUAAAUUGAUGAAAUGCAAAUACUUGAUAACCGCACCACAAGGAUGCAUUGUUGUUGCAAAUAUCACUGAAUUAGCUUUAGAGCCUAACGAAGAUGUGUUGGCUAUUUUUGAUGUACCAGUGGAGUUGAAAUUUUCACAGAUUUAUUACGAAGUACCGCCGAGACGAUGA